This is a messenger RNA of Papilio machaon (common yellow swallowtail), 947 nucleotides long. RefSeq names its product coatomer subunit epsilon (gene epsilonCOP). Gene Ontology annotation, cellular component: COPI vesicle coat. The record is from RefSeq and is a predicted model, not a curated record. NCBI's taxonomy places the organism in Eukaryota, Metazoa, Arthropoda, Insecta, Lepidoptera, Papilionidae. The transcript is spliced from 7 exons. Bases 16 to 924 code for a protein of 302 amino acids. Gene Ontology annotation, biological process: endoplasmic reticulum to Golgi vesicle-mediated transport; intra-Golgi vesicle-mediated transport; retrograde vesicle-mediated transport, Golgi to endoplasmic reticulum. Gene Ontology annotation, molecular function: structural molecule activity; protein binding.
UAGUUAUACGUCAAAAUGGCACGUCAGCAGCAAGAUGUUGAUGAAUUAUUCGAUGUUAAAAAUGCUUUUUAUAUUGGAAAUUACCAACAAGCUAUAAACGAAGCGCAAAAUUUGACCCCUUCAUCACCUCUAGCAGCUCUCCAACGAGAUGCAUUCCUUUACCGGUCAUACAUCGCUCAGGGCAACUUCCGCAUCGUGAUGCAGGAGCUGAAGACAGCAGACCCCAUGCUGCAACCGCUGAAGACACUUGUGGACUAUCUCUCUCCGGGCGCUAACAAACCAGUUAUUGUUGCUGAUAUUGAUGCCAGGGUGGCGAAGGGCACAGAACUUAUAAAUGAUAUAUUCCUACUGGUCGCUGCUACCAUUUAUUACCAUGAGGAUAAUUAUGAAGCAGCUCUCAAAAUAUUACAUGGAUCUGAAUCAUUGGAACUGCGUGCAUUCACGCUGCAGUGUUUGUUGGCAAUGAACCGACCGGACCUGGCCAAGAAGCAACUCAAACUGCUGCAGGAUAUAGAAGAUGAUGGUACACUGACUCAGCUGGCACAGGCUUGGCUCAACUUAACUCAGGGUGGUCCGGGAGUACAAGAUGCGCACUACAGUAUCAUGGAGCUGUCAGAGAAGCUGGGCGCGCUGGGCGCCGGACCAGCUGCUGUAGGCGCCGCUGCAGCAGCUUCUAGAGGUAUGUGGGAGGAGGCGGAGCAGAUGCUGCGUGAGGCGCAGGCGCGAGCACCUCACCAGCCCGAGCUGCUGCUGGGUCUCGCUCUCACAGCAGCACACAGUGGCAAACCUGCAGAGGUAUCAUCUCGGUAUCUGGCUCAGCUGUUGGACUCCCACCCCGACCACCCCUUCAGCAAGGAGUACACCGCUAAGACCAAUGAGUUCAAACGUCUCACCGCACAGUACCAGCCCUCCGUCACCUCAUAGAUACAGUUCUACAAUCACUUGAA